Molecule: messenger RNA, 1915 nt
Organism: Musa acuminata subsp. malaccensis (wild Malaysian banana)
Lineage: Eukaryota; Viridiplantae; Streptophyta; Magnoliopsida; Zingiberales; Musaceae
Product: transcription factor bHLH130
Biological process (GO): regulation of transcription by RNA polymerase II
Cellular component (GO): nucleus
Molecular function (GO): DNA-binding transcription factor activity, RNA polymerase II-specific; protein dimerization activity; RNA polymerase II cis-regulatory region sequence-specific DNA binding
Source: RefSeq, a predicted model, not a curated record
CUCUAUCUCUCUCUCUCUCUCUCUCGCGGAGUCGUAGUGACCGACGCCAGAAAACCACUUCCUUGGUUUCGCUUUAGAUCGAUCGAUCGGUCCAACGAAGAAGCUGUCUCUCGGUGGUCCUCAAGAUGCGAGCAGACUAAUCUAAUGGCUUCGAGGAGCGAGGCGAGCAGUGAAAGGAACGGCUUUUGUCGGUUCUUCCCUCACGAUUUCUGACGAUUGGUUCUUGGAGCUUCCGCAAUGACGAAGAGAAGGAAGCGUGAGGUUUCAGCUGCAUUGAAGCUUCUGCUAUCGUGUUGAUUCCGAUCUGUUAGAGCUUUUCAGCAAAUUAGUAGCUCCAGGAGGCCAAAUUUGGUGGAAGGAAGAGGAGAAGCGAUGUACAGAUCUCAUCCGGUGCCGCCGUUGAAAGAUCUCAACCUUCCUUACCCGUCCGCCGGUCCUUUCGGUGUGCAGCGAACAGAGGAACCUGGAUCCGAUCUGCUCGUUCACCACCACCACCACCACCACCACCAGCAGAUGAGCUCGGGCCUCCUCCGGUAUCGAUCGGCCCCAAGCUCGCUGCUCGGUGAAGUCUGCGAGGAAUUCGACCCUGUUAGUGCCGCCAGCCACGAGACCGAGACCAUGUACGCCCGCUUCUUGGCGCCGGAUCCCCGCGACGAGGUCCGUGACAAGCCCUCAGGUGUCGCCGCCUCUUCUGCUGGCCACAGCAGUCCUCACGUUCCGCCGCCGCCUGCGGCGCCGGAGGUUAACGAGCAGCAGAGCAGAGGCUUCUCCUCUGCUCCGCACACGAUGUUCCACCUUCAGCAGCAGCAACCGCAGCAGAUGCCGAGCCAUAGCUCGGUGGAGAGCUCGUUUCCGGUCUCCGGCAGCUCCUCCAGUCUCAUUAGGCAAAGCAGCUCCCCUGCUGGCUUUCUUUCUCACUUGAACGCUAAUAGUGGCUAUGGCAUGAUGAGAGGGAUGGGUGGUUUCAGAGAUGGAAGUGGCUUCAUGAUGGAUGGAACACACAGAUCGAAGGGCCAACUAAGCUUCCCAUCGAGGCAAAACUCUGUCUUGUCGCAUAUCUCCGAGAUGGAGAGUGAGGAGGCCAUGGAGGGGAGCAGCCCCAGAGAGCGCAGCGGCGAUGGCCGGAGUUUCAUUUCGGCAUUCUCGGUCGCCUCUUGGGACGAGUCCUCUCUGUUCAACAACAGCUUCUCGGGCCUGGAAAGAGGCAGAGAGGGCGAGGAAAAGAUGACUGCAGGUCUCAUCUCACUGGAACCUCAGAAUGGUGAGGGGAGAAACCACGCCUCAGGCGUCCCCCAUCAGCUUAGCUUGCCCAAGUCCUCGCCGGUCAUGACCGCCAUCGAGAAGUUCCUGCAGAUCCACGAUGCAGUCCCCUUCAAGAUCAGAGCUAAACGGGGUUGCGCCACCCACCCGCGAAGCAUCGCCGAGAGGGUGAGGAGGACUCGGAUCAGCGAGAGGAUGAAGAAGCUCCAAGAACUGGUCCCUAACAUGGAUAAGCAAACCAAUACAGCCGACAUGCUGGAUUUGGCGCUGGAUUACAUCAAGAAUCUCCAGAAACAAGUAAAGGCAUUGUCGGAAAGCCGGGCGAGCUGCAGCUGUUCGGCCAGCACUCACAAGCUAUACUGAUCGAAGCAGGGAAGGCGAAGGAAACGCAUCAACGACAGCUAUAUGCUUACAGUGUCUCGAGUGUUUGCGUUUCGUUCCAUAUACUAGUCAUUUCGUCAACCACUUGGCCACACACACACACUGGCACGCAAAAAAGGUGGAGUGUGUUGCUGGGUUGAUGACCAACGGGGGAAGACCUUGCCAUAAAUGGCCAUUUGGCUUAUGAAAGCAUGUCUCAGGUAGCUGAUCUGGGUGGGGCACCCAUGUUUUUCUUGCCAUGAUUAGCAAUCUAAGCUUGAAUCCAUUGUCAAAA